Molecule: messenger RNA, 4437 nt
Organism: Cuscuta epithymum
Lineage: Eukaryota; Viridiplantae; Streptophyta; Magnoliopsida; Solanales; Convolvulaceae
Source: the annotation of a GenBank genome assembly
GGGCUACCCAAAUCUUAGGCGAUUUAGGCGUGAGGGCUCGAAGCCCGUAUGUAUGUACUCCAUCUGUUUCCGCUUCCUCACGACAUCAUCUGUUUCCGCUUCCUCGCCUAAAUCUAGUUUAGGAGUAUCUGUCAGCAAACAAACACAUUCAUGAUUCAUCCAUAAACAAACACAUUCAUUCAUCCAUAAACAAAUACAUUCUUUCACGCGGAUCACAAUCUAACGGUUUGAAGAAGCUUUCGGAUCACCAUCUAACGGCCUAUACUCCAGUCGGAACUGCCUAAUCCGACUGGGAGGAAUCCUUUCCUUUUCAGCUUUAAUCCCGUGAGCAACCUUUUGUCCAAUUCAUCUCGUGAUAUUACCCCAAUUCAUCUCGUGAUAUCUAUUUUUUUUUAUAAAUAGAAUGUAAAUUUUACCCCAAUACUCCCUUACUACAUCAUUACUCAAUCUCAGUUUUUUCAAUCCCAAGCAAAUCAAAACUUUGGGAGCAGUCAAAUUUCCAGGAAUUUCAAAUGGAGCAAAACAUUCCGCGCCCAGGGCCUGUUACCUGUUCACUACUCACGUUGCCACUGCGUGCCCAUCGUGUGGACCGUGUAUGGUAUGAACCAGAUUCCGAAGACUUGUGCUUGAAAUGCGUCAAUUGCCAUUCAGCUGCAUUCGGAGAUGAACCGCGACAUGAAAGAGUGAUAGAUAUGUUAGCAUAUGCUGGGUUCUUGGGGGUAGAGCACAUUGCCCGUAUGAAGGUGGAUCAUAGUUUAAUAUGCGCUUUGGUGGAGAGAUAGAGGCCGGAGACACAUACUUUCCAUCUUCCUUUUGGUGAGGUCGGGAUUAGUGUACAAGAUGUGGCGAUGAUCCUUGGUUUGCCCAUUCGGGGUAUGCCCCUCAGUGGUCCAACCAUUAAGGGUAAGGCUCAGUGGAUCGACCUGUGCACACAGUCGUGUGGUUUCACUCCUCUAGAGACUGAUAUGCGCAGGAGUGAUAUCACCAUGAGUGCUCUUACCCGUCACAGGAUCCUACCUCACAGUACAGACGAAGAGGUCACCGAACACACCAGGACCCUAAUAUGGCAAUUGCUUGGAGGGUUUUUGUUCCCUGACACAAGUGGGGGAAGAAUACGAUUGUACUUUUUGGAGGUCUUGCAGGGUGACUUGGCUUUAGCCCGACGAUGGAGUUGGGGAUCAACGGUUCUCGGGUACCUCUACCAUAACUUGUGCAAUGGCGCCAAGUGGGAAACCAAACAAGUUGGCGGUUGUAUGCACUUGUUACAGAUUUGGGCUUGGUCGAGGAUUUCGAUGGUCCGUCCCUCAGUACUUUAGGUCAUUCAAAUUGACCAUCUUCCAUAUGGGUGCAGGUGGAUCGUCCCAAGUCAUAUAAGGGAUCCCCAAGACAUUGCAUACGCUUGUACCGGGAUGACCUAGACCGCAUGAGUGAGAGUCAGUUUGAUUUCACUCCCUACGCGUCCGAGAUACUCCCACCUCACAUCCUUAAUGACGCUCUGCUUUGGUCGGCUAGGGUCAUGCUCAUAUUUUGCAAUAUGGCCGAAAUGCAUUACCCCGAUCGAUUUCUUCGGCAGUUCCAUAUAAGGCAAGAUAUUCCGAAUGCUCCUUUGACGGGUACUGAUAAUCACGGCAAUCGUUCCGACAUAGUAACCGCUGCCUUGGCGAUGUGGGCGGACAUACAACAUAAUAUAUACGUUCUUGAUUAUGAUCGACAUAUGUCCCUCGAAGCAACUAAUAGGUACCGAAAGUGGUACAAGAAGCAUGGUGGUUGUUAACCCUUACGAAAAAGGCUAAUCCAAAAUUAAAAGCCCAAUAAUCGAACAGCCAGGGCAACAUAUACAACCGGUCCUUAGCUUCUUCGAAUACCAUGUUCCAGAAGAAAGACGAAGAAGACGACGCUGCACUGCUGCUCUUGGUUAACUCUCGGCGUCAAACAACAUUUUAUUAACUCUCGAUGCUGCACUGCUGCUCUUCGUUUAAGAUGUGACGCCUCUUCUCUACUUUCCACACUCUACACCGCACCACUUAAUAGCCUUUGCCGCUGCUCUUCUUUAGCACUGCACGACGCACCGCUACUCUUCGUUAACACUUGACGGCUCAACGCUACUCCUUCCUAUCAGCCGACAAUCUACCAGUUCCGGAGGCUUCUUCUGCUCUACAUUAACCAGCUUUCACAGUAGGAAGAUGAAUAAGGAUCAAGAACAGAGUGGAUCAAGCAGCAAUAAGAGAAAGAAAAAGAGUAGGAAUCCCACGAGCUUAAAGGCUUUACUCCGUAGUCGUGCAGCGAAUGUAAGAUUACCUAUCGAGUUUGAUGAUCAGGGAAAACCAGUGGGUCCAAAUAAGGAUGCUUUUAAUAGUUUUGUGGCCCUCGAGGGAAGGAGGAGAGCCAGUAUAUUGUGCCCUGAAUGGGAAGCAGUUGAUGAGGGAGUUAAAAAUCAGAUUUGGGAGGCUAUUCAACUUACUUUUGAUGUCCCCAAUGAUCCUGUUUUGCGAAGAAAAUUGAUAUCAUAUGCGGGCAAUCGCUGGACAGGAUUCAAGACGUUUCUGACAACAACUUACAUAUUUGGCACUCGUUCUAAUGAGACUCCUACACAAAAGUAUCAGUGGAUAGAUUCUGAGACUUGGCAGCAAUUUGUUCAAAGUAGACAAGAUCCAAAUUUCCUGGAGCGUAGGAAAAAGGCGCAAGAAAUCCAAGCAUGCAAUCAGUGCCCCCACAUAUUGUCCCGAGGUGGAUAUGCCCUGUUAGAGAAAAUGUUAAUGGCUGAAAAAAUAAAACAGCGUGAAGAAGCCUCACAAGAUGAUCCUUCAUUGGUGCUGAAUCCUCCUUCCCCCAUAACCCGCCAUGUGAAAUGGAAAAGAGGCCGAAUUAGAAAAAAUGGAAGGUAUACUUCAAAGAGGUCUCGCCAAAUCGGAGAAAAAAUUGAUUCUUUAGUUGUUGAGGAACGAGAAGGUAUGUUUGCUCCCAGCGGUCGUAAUGAUAUUUUAACAAUGGCUACUGAACGUUUUGAGCACCCUGGGCGUGUUCGUGGUGUUGGAGCAGAGUUGGUAUUCGUGCACACUUUGGACCAUUACCACGUCAAGGUUAUAGAGCUACAGGUUUGACCCAAAAUGAUCUUGAUCGUAUCAAGAGAGAGUGGCAACAUGAGAUGCAAAUGACAAUGUCACAAGUAUUUGCUCAGCAACUUCAAGAUGAGCUUAAGAGGUUGGGAUUAAUCCAACAGAAAGAGGUACAGACAGAUGUGCAUCACACUCAUUCUCCUACACAUGUCAGUACCAAGGGCAGCAACGCUCCAGAAGAUGCCUCUCAAUCCAAUGAUGAGCUAUCCCAUCUCUAUGUCGACACCCCUUUCCAUUUAGUUGCAAGGGGAAAGGUACAUAACCUAGGUCCUACUAUACACCAUCAGCGAGUAGAAAAAAAUAUUGUCAGGGUGGAGGUGGUAGAGGUUAUAGAUGCAUCUGCAGUGGUACCAAUUCCAAGCGAGGAGGUUCAAACAGUUGGACAAGCUCCCAAUCAGUUCAUCCAAUGGCCACGAAGAUUGGUUAACCCUCACAUGAAAGAGAAGGCAUAUGGAAAGGAUGAUGAUGCCUCGCGUGAGUGCGCAAGUCCGAUAUCGCGUUUGAUGACAAUGACUACUCACCUUGGUCUACAACCUAUAGAGCUAAUCCUAAAAGAAGAAAUUAUUGGUCGUUCUGAUGUCUCUCUUUAUCUUGGCUCAGAAGAGAUAUUAGAGAUCUGUUUGGGAAAGCAAAUGCUUAGUGCAGUGGUUCUACAAGUAUGGAUCAUGCGUUUGCAUGAGUUGUGUGUUCAAAAGGAUAAUACGCAUCUCUAUGGAUUUUUUGACCCACAUACCAUUCAAGAUGUGGGGAACAAGCGUGAAGAUGUCCAAACUUACAUACUGACUCAGCUCACUGAAGGAAACAAAGAGUGUUACUUGAUACCGUAUUAUUAUCCAAAUCAUUGGCAGUUGUAUGUGUUGUGUCCAAGAAAGAAUUCAAUUGUAUUCUUGUGCUCUUUGGGAAACAAACCAAAACCAAACAUGAAGACUCUUCUAGAUUUGGCUAUGCAGGCACAUCAACUGACAAAAAAUAAAAGGAAUUCUAAACCGAAAUGGAUCAAGCCAAUGUGCCGAAUGCAAAGUGGAAGUUAUGAAUGUGGUUACUAUGUUAUGAAACAUAUGAGUACUAUUAUCUCUGCUAAUGUUGUUGAUUCAUGGAUAGAGGUAUUCAAUGUUCAAGAUCCAUUUAGUGAAGAAGAUAUCAAUCAGAUUCGAGAAGAUUGGGCAACAUUUUUCUGUGAAGCUACUAGCAUUUAGUAUUUAUUUAAUUAGAUUUAGAUGAUACUAUUUUUGGCAUGUUUAAAAGUCAUGCAAUAUUUUUGUUGGUGUAUCAACGAUAAUUUUGAAACUAUACUAUAUUUAAUAUACAAUAUUUUGCUAUA